Messenger RNA from Mollisia scopiformis, 1447 nucleotides. RefSeq names its product ZIP metal ion transporter-like protein. NCBI's taxonomy places the organism in Eukaryota, Fungi, Ascomycota, Leotiomycetes, Helotiales, Mollisiaceae. The transcript is spliced from 3 exons. Gene Ontology annotation, molecular function: metal ion transmembrane transporter activity. Gene Ontology annotation, biological process: transmembrane transport; zinc ion transport. The record is from RefSeq and is a predicted model, not a curated record. Gene Ontology annotation, cellular component: membrane. Bases 111 to 1340 code for a protein of 409 amino acids.
CAAGCGACUUCGAAUUGGACUUUUCAUUCUUCAGGACCGAGUCCGAUAUGUAUCGGUAACAGCGCAACACAAUCUGUCGUGGGUACUCGACUGAGGAUCAAGGGGUCACGAUGUUGGACGGACUUUUUAUGCUGCUCGGGUUGAGCGUGGUGAUGGCUCUGGCCUCAUUUCUCGCCGGUGCACUCCCAUUGUCUAUGACCCUUUCCUCAUCACAACUACGAUUGAUAUCUACCAUUGGAAUGGGCGUAUUGGUUGGGACAUCCUUGAUCGUUAUUAUUCCCGAAGGCAUUGAAGCCGUAUACAGCUCUGGAGAAGCAGGGCAUUUGCAUACGAGAAGAAGCCUACAAUCGAGAGGGUCGGAGUUGAAAUGGGUCCGCAGCGGAGUCCAUACUCUCAUGGUAUCGAGAGAUGUCGAAUCUCGCAAACUCGCAGAUAUAGACUCUUUCAAUAGUGUUGGACCUGUCAUUCCAGAUGGACUCGAGAUCAAAGCAGAAAUACCCACCACGACAGCUGGAGAAGCCAAGGAGACAGAAGCUCCAAAGCCAGGAGAUACCCCUCACAAUGAUGAAGAGCAGCAUAAAGACCCACCAACAUUCUACAUUGGAUUUUCCCUAAUAACUGGGUUCAUCCUCAUGUUCCUAAUUGACAAGUUGCCCCGUCACGCUUCAGAACACAUUGCACCACCUCCUCCAACCCGACAUAUCUCUUUGGACAACCUCUCUCAAGGCCUCCACUCCUCUUCUACCAUUUCGACCGGAGACGAAGAAUCGGAAUCAUUCCUCCAAUCCCUAGCUCCUACACCAAAGCAAACCCGCUCUCUAGCAACUACUACUGGACUUGUGAUCCACGCUGCAGCAGACGGAAUUGCAAUGGGAGCUUCUGCAUCAAGCUCCAACACCAAGUUAGGGUUCAUAAUCUUCAUCGCAAUCAUGGUUCAUAAAGCUCCAGCAGCAUUUGGAUUGACGUCUGUUCUAUUGAAACAAGGACUGUCAAAAAGAGCAGCGAGAGGACAUUUAAUUAUCUUCAGUCUUGCAGCGCCGUUUGGUGCUCUUACGACAUGGCUUAUCGUUAACAUCCUGGGUGGAGAUCAUAUGGAGGGAGAGAGUGGGCAGUGGUGGACGGGAAUGUUAUUGCUGUUCUCAGCUGGCACAUUUUUAUAUGUAGCUAUGCAUGCAAUGCAAGAAGAUGGAAGUCACGAGCACUCACACAAUAACUCAAAUGGCUACACAGAUGGUGGCGGUGCUCCAAGAACAAAGCCGAAGCCUCAAAUGAAGGAUACACUUGCGGCUGUUGGAGGGAUGUUGAUCCCGUUGUUGACACAAAUUGGGCAUCAUCAUUGAUACUCCCUGAGAGCAGAUUCGGACAGAGGCGCAGUAAGAGGGCUAAAUAAGCUACAGCCCAUCAAGAGCCAGUGGCGUUUUGGAUGAUUAGCUAGAUGAACGGGUCA